CUCUAAGUUAGUUUCGUUGUUUGUUGCUGCUUUGCUUAGGAUUUUGGGGUCUCGGGAUUCGUUUUCCAGCCUUCGCCUCCCAUCUGAGAUGAUGGUGAUUGGAUUCCGGUAUACGAUAUCACCUCUGUAUCGUUUCUGGAUGUAGUUUGUUGCUAUCCUUUGCCUCUCUGUUCUUAUCUCGCUGUAGUUGGAUGUUGGAGCCUUUUGAUGGUCUAUCGGCUUGAACGUAAUGGUGGUUGAAGAUAUACUGAAGAAUAAGGAUUUAUGAUUUAUUUGUGUACCCCAUGAGUCUGAACUCUAUGGCUUUCAAGCAAAAGAAGCGACUGAAGAACACAAGAAACAAGUAUCUAAAACCUGGUGCACUUGCCCAAAUCUGUUAUAACAAGACGUCAAGCAAAUCAUGCACAGAUAUUGGGAAGAAGAGGACUGUGUUGGAGUCAGAGAAGGAAGAAAUUGGUCUAAUGAGGGAAGCUGAGGUUAUUCAAAGUAAUACACCUGUGAUGUCUCCCACUAAGGUCAGCUCCCAGCCAGCAAUAGAUGAGGCCAAACAUCAAAACCCGCCUGUAACACCUAAGACACCACAAAGUGCAGUGUGCGACAGGCAAUCAAGACUUGAAACUCUCCCUAUGGAUCUUCUGAUUAAAAUCCUAUGCCAUCUGCAUCAUGAUCAGCUAAGGGCUGUUUUCCAUGUUUCUCAGCGAAUUCGAACAGCUGUACUUAUGGCUAGGCAAUUGCAUUUCAAUUAUACAACUCCCGACCGGUCUAGGCAAGAGAUGCUGAGAAAUAAGACCCCUCUUCCAACUGAACAUUGGCCUUUUGCAAGCAAAGCAGGAAGGAAGGGUACGUGGGGAUCUAGUCCACACACUCCUAAAGCUCCAAGACAUGGUUGUCGUUCUUCUCGUUUUCACCUGAUGGACGUGAAACAGAUUGCAGCUGUCCUAUUUCAGGAGCCCACAUUGCCCCCAAGACACAUGAUGCCGCCAUGUUUAUCAAGGCCAGUUUUCAAGCCCAUUGCUUCUACUAGAGUUCUAUUCUAUGAGGAAGAGCUCUGUCAGGCAGUAGCCCAGAAUAAGCUCCGUUGACACUCCUAUCUUCAUCAAUUUUCCAUAUAUUUCUUUCCGUUAGCUACUCAAUGUAUAUGCCUUUUCCUUUCAUAAUGCCAUGUGCAGGGUUAGCAGCUUAUGGUUGCUGCCUCAGGUUUUAGAAGUUAAGAGGGCAUAGAGAUGGAAUCAUCAGCUCAGAUCAAGUUGGUCAUAUGUCCUUUUAACAUAUACUGAGUUCUUUGUACAGUUCUUGCUAUAUUUUGUAUAUGCUUGUUUCUUCAUUUUGUUCUCAGUGUCUAAAAUACCUUGCUCUUUUACAUUUUAGUUGUUUGCAACAUGGAAAAAAAAAAUUUGCUAUUUGUGCAGUAGCAAUUAGUUUUUUUUUUCUUUUGGCAAUUAGAUGCUAAUCACUUAUAAUCAAACCUCUUGAAAUUGUAAUGCUUUAUGCAUAGUAUUGGACACCACAGAUGUAGGCUAUCCCCGACAACGGGGCUUGUUUGCUAGGGGGCUUGUUUGCUAGAGCACACAGGAAGGCAAAGCUCAGUACAGGAAAUUAUCUAAAGCAGCAGACAUUAGCAGACAUGUAGCUUUCAAUUUUAAGAAGAAUGGAUGGACUUUUGGUUUUUGGUGCUGGAUCUUUUUUGCAUGUCAAGUUUUCUUGUCUUUUAGCUGUACAUAGUAUUGUUAAUCUGGACAAGACGCUAUCUGCAUAAUUUGCAUAUGAAUGUCAAGUAGAAUCAUUUCGUUUUUGUGGCAUUUAAAGCUUGUUGAUGUUUUUAGCUUACUACUUGAAAAAUAUUAAGAGACUGAACUGGGUAGGAUGCAUAUAAAGCUAAGCUGAUCAUAGAUGCUGAAAAGAUACAAACGGUGUCAAUAACAUUAAAACAUUGGUUACAUAUCAGUAGGAAUCAGCCCAAUUAUAAACCUUGGACAAUGUAGAAUUAAUUGAGAUGGCAUAUCUGGUAGUAGUACCAAAGGGAAGGUAAAUUAGCUUUAGUCAAGCAAACUUGGACCAUACUGCUGAAGAAUUUGGGUAAUGAGCAUCUCUGCUGCCCUCUCUGUAGUGUGGAAGCUAUCCCAGAAUACAUACUCUGAAGCAUUUGCACAUGAAGUUGCAGUGAUGCUAUUACAUGUGAUUAUAACCUCAUAGUAACCUGUGCCACAACAUCCUCUUGUGGACUCCUUAAAACCUGAGAGAAAAAAAUCAUAAUCAAAGUCGUGCUAAAGCAUCAUAAUAAUUGGCUGUAUGAUUUUAUGUACUUUAAUUUUUAUUUAUGAUUUCAAAUGAAAUCUUUUUAGGUCUUUCUCUAUAUAUCCUCUUAUUACUAAAAUUACCGUAGGCGAAGGGCCGUAAGAUCAUAUCAAGCAAUGGAGUGUAUAUGUCUAUGUAGACUAUUUUUGAUCCCAACAGUGUGCUAUCGAGCCUUUGCACCUCCUUUGAUAGUUGGGAAUUGAACAUCGUUGCAGCUUCAUUGUACAGGGUAACACAUUCUCUCUCUAUUCCACCAGCAAGAGUUCUUUGUGAUGGCAUACAUCCUAUAGGAGGGGCUCCCAUGAUAGCAAUUCUUCUUGCUCCCGAGAGGUAGAGUUCCUG
Musa acuminata AAA Group (dessert banana) is the source of this 2637-nucleotide messenger RNA. Its product is annotated as F-box protein At4g35930-like. Gene Ontology annotation, molecular function: protein binding. The transcript is spliced from 5 exons. The record is from RefSeq and is a predicted model, not a curated record. NCBI's taxonomy places the organism in Eukaryota, Viridiplantae, Streptophyta, Magnoliopsida, Zingiberales, Musaceae. The coding region runs from base 285 to 1082 and encodes 265 amino acids.